CGAGGGGCGGCCAUCUUGGGUCCGUGAGGCUCGGCGGUGCGGGGCUGCGGCGGCGGCGACGGUGACUGCCGGCAGGGCGGAGGCGAGGUGGAAAGCGGCGGGAGAAGGGAAAGCAGCCGGGCGCAGACGUCUCCCCCGCGGCCCCCUCCAAUGGUCGGCGCCCGCAGCUCGCGGCGGCCUGUCUUGCGCUCAACCUUUUCCACAUCCUCCUGCUCCUCCUCUCCCGGCGCUGCCGGCGGCGCUGUUUGGAGGCCCCGGCGCUGAGCUGCGCGGCGCGACGGGCGGGAGCGGCGGAAGAGGCGAGCCGGCCGGGACCCGCGGGACGCCCUGAGGCGCGGGGACGCCGGCCGGCUGCCCACCGCGCCCCGCCGGGCUCCUGGCCGCGGCCGCCGGGGCCGGGGGAGAAUGAGCCCCGGGGCCCGCGGGGGCACGGCCCGGGCCAGGCCGGGGAUCUAGACCGAGGCCGCGGGGCCGGCGACUCGCGGCCGCUGCUCGCCGGCCGCCCGGGGCUGGGCGGUUUUGUUUUCGCCCUCGCGUGGUGCAGAGUCGAAGCGCAGUAAGAUGUCCACUAGGACCCCUUUGCCAACCGUGAAUGAACGAGACACUGAAAACGUUGGUGGGAAUCCAUCCGGACGAUGGAUUGUGGACGGGUCUUUCCGCCUCAUUCUUUAAAAUGGUCUGGAACUAAGUUUAAUGACAGUCGUGGAAACCAGGUGCCCACGAGGGAUCCUUGUGACCCCCUUCGUUGGUCCGCGGCUCUGCUCGUAAGAGUUGUCCCGGGAGAGCGGAGUAGCCUCGCGUCCCGGCCAGUGCGGUGGGGAGGAGUUGGCUCAGCGUUCCGGAGGCAGCACACCUCACAUGGAGAUGGGCGACAAGAAGUCACCUCCCGCACUGGGCGCUCUGGAGCUCGGUGUAGAAACUCCAUAGCUUCCUGUGCUGAUGAGCAGCCUCACAUCGGAAACUACAGACUGUUGAAAACGAUCGGCAAGGGGAACUUUGCAAAAGUGAAAUUGGCACGACACAUCCUUACAGGCAGAGAGGUUGCAAUAAAAAUAAUUGACAAAACUCAGUUGAAUCCAACAAGUCUACAAAAGCUCUUCAGAGAAGUAAGAAUAAUGAAGAUUUUAAAUCAUCCAAACAUAGUGAAGUUGUUCGAAGUCAUUGAAACUGAAAAAACACUCUACUUAAUCAUGGAGUAUGCAAGUGGAGGUGAAGUAUUUGACUAUUUGGUUGCACAUGGAAGAAUGAAGGAAAAAGAAGCAAGAGCUAAAUUUAGACAGAUCGUGUCUGCAGUACAGUAUUGCCAUCAAAAGCGGAUCGUUCACAGAGACCUCAAGGCUGAAAAUCUGUUGUUAGAUGCGGAUAUGAACAUUAAAAUAGCAGAUUUUGGUUUUAGCAAUGAGUUUACUUUUGGCAGUAAACUAGACACAUUUUGUGGUAGUCCUCCAUAUGCAGCCCCAGAGCUCUUCCAGGGCAAGAAGUACGAUGGGCCGGAAGUCGACGUGUGGAGUCUUGGCGUUAUUCUGUAUACCCUAGUCAGCGGGUCACUCCCGUUUGAUGGGCAAAAUCUGAAGGAACUUAGAGAAAGGGUGUUACGAGGGAAAUACAGAAUCCCUUUCUACAUGUCCACAGACUGUGAAAACCUUCUCAAACGCUUCCUGGUGCUAAACCCAAUUAAACGAGGCACUCUAGAGCAAAUCAUGAAGGACAGAUGGAUCAACGCAGGGCAUGAGGAAGAUGAACUUAAACCCUUUGUUGAACCAGAACUAGACAUCUCAGACCAAAAGAGAAUAGAUAUUAUGGUAGGAAUGGGAUAUUCACAAGAAGAAAUUCAAGAAUCUCUCAGCAAAAUGAAAUAUGAUGAAAUCACAGCUACAUACUUGUUGUUGGGAAGAAAAUCUUCAGAGCUGGACGCUAGCGACUCCAGUUCUAGCAGCAACCUUUCACUUGCUAAGGUGCGGCCAAGCAGUGACCUCAGCAACAGCACUAGCCAGUCUCCUCACCACAAAGUGCAGAGAAGCGUUUCUUCAAGCCAGAAGCAGAGACGGUACAGUGACCAUGCUGGACCAGCUAUUCCUUCAGUUGUGGCAUACCCGAAGAGGAGUCAGACCAGCACUGCAGAUAGUGACCUCAAAGAAGACGGAAUUUCCUCCCGGAAAUCAGGUGGCAGUGCUGUGGGAGGAAAGGGAAUUGCUCCAGCCAGUCCCAUGCUUGGGAAUGCAAGUAAUCCCAACAAGGCAGAUAUUCCUGAACGCAAGAAAAGCCCUGCUGUCCCCAGCAGUAGCACAGCAUCUGGAGGGAUGACACGGCGGAAUACUUACGUUUGCAGUGAGAGAACCACAGCGGACAGACAUUCAGUGAUCCAGAAUGGCAAGGAGAACAGCGCCAUUCCCGAUCAGAGAACUCCAGUUGCCUCAACCCACAGCAUUAGCAGUGCCACCACCCCAGACCGAAUCCGCUUCCCAAGAGGCACUGCCAUUCGCAGCACUUUCCACGGCCAGCCCCGGGAACGGCGAACUGCAACAUACAACGGCCCUCCUGCCUCGCCCAGCCUGUCCCACGAAGCCACGCCACUGUCUCAGACUCGAAGCAGAGGCUCCACUAAUCUUUUUAGUAAAUUAACUUCAAAACUCACAAGAAGAAACAUGUCAUUCAGGUUUAUCAAAAGGCUUCCAACUGAGUAUGAGAGGAACGGGAGAUAUGAGGGCUCAAGUCGCAACGUCCAUGCGGAGCCAAAGGAUGAGAACAAAGAAGCAAAACCUCGCUCCCUCCGCUUCACCUGGAGCAUGAAAACCACUAGCUCCAUGGAUCCCAGCGACAUGAUGCGGGAAAUCCGCAAAGUGCUGGAUGCCAAUAACUGUGACUACGAGCAGAGGGAGCGCUUCCUGCUCUUCUGUGUCCAGGGCGACGGGCACGCGGAGAACAUGGUGCAGUGGGAGAUGGAGGUGUGUAAGCUGCCGAGACUCUCUCUGAACGGGGUCCGGUUCAAGCGGAUAUCAGGGACAUCCAUAGCUUUCAAAAAUAUUGCUUCCAAAAUUGCCAAUGAGCUAAAGCUGUAACCCAGUCAUUAUGGUGUAAAUUAAGUAGCAAUUUCAAGUGUUUUCCUGAACACUGAUGGAAAUGUAUAGAGUAAUAUUUAGGCAAUAACGUCUGCAUCUAAAUCAUGACAUUAAAGUCUGAGGACAAGCGCACGCCUGGGAGCGGAAGCUGGCCUUUUCUACGAAUGCACUACAUUAAAGUCGUGUGACCCUG
Sciurus carolinensis (gray squirrel) is the source of this 3252-nucleotide messenger RNA. It is a transcript of the gene Mark3, whose product is annotated as microtubule affinity regulating kinase 3. Gene Ontology annotation, biological process: protein phosphorylation; intracellular signal transduction. The record is from RefSeq and is a predicted model, not a curated record. Gene Ontology annotation, molecular function: ATP binding; protein serine/threonine kinase activity. Gene Ontology annotation, cellular component: cytoplasm; plasma membrane. Bases 636 to 3059 code for a protein of 807 amino acids. Lineage: Eukaryota; Metazoa; Chordata; Mammalia; Rodentia; Sciuridae. The transcript is spliced from 19 exons.